AUGAUGAAAUUUGCUAUCUUACUCAUGGUUUCAUAUGUCUUCAUGUUUCUUGUUUUUAGCUAUAUUCAAGACGUGGAAGCUGCGAACAAGAGGUGUCACAUAAAUCAAAUGUACGAAGGAACAUGCGGGAACGAUGGAAACAAGGUAUGCUUAGGCGAUUUCAAAAACAAGAAGUUUAAAUAUGAUAUUUGCCAAUGUACUGACGUUAUUCGUUUUUCAACUAAAUUACCUCACCAUCGUCUUUACAAUUGCAGUCGUCCUGGCUAA
Molecule: messenger RNA, 267 nt
Organism: Camelina sativa (false flax)
Lineage: Eukaryota; Viridiplantae; Streptophyta; Magnoliopsida; Brassicales; Brassicaceae
Source: RefSeq, a predicted model, not a curated record